GCAACUCUCUUCUAUCAAAGAUAGCCCACUCAACUCUAUGUCCAAGCAAAGCAACCAAAAAAAAAAACUUCAGCUCCUCUUACCUCUAGCUAGCAAUGAAUGACACAGUUGACAAGCUAGUAAUUUUCUUGGCAAAGAGAGAUGGAAUUGACAAACUUGUCAAGACAUUCCAAUACGUAUCCAAGCUCGUAAAUUGGCACGUCGAGAAAACUUACCCUGAAUUUGCCACUAGAGCUAAGCAAUGGGAAGUUGCUUCUGGCCUCAGUCGAAAAGCCUUCCGAAGUGGUCGAUUCCUCACUGGAUUCAAUGCCCUCCGAAGGAGCCCCGGCACGUCCUCAGGUUUCAGGCUGCUAGCAGUUCUUGCCAAUUCAGGAGAGAUGGUCUAUUUCUUCUUUGACCAUUUUCUCUGGCUGUCGCGAAUCGGAGUUAUGGAUUCUAAAUAUGCAAAAAGGAUGAGCUUCAUUUCUGCAUUUGGUGAGUCUGUUGGAUACGUGUUUUUCAUUAUCUCGGAUUUUAUUCUCAUUUCAAGGGGCCUAAAAGCAGAAAGGAAGCUUUUGACUGAAGAGGAGGAGUCUAAGGAAACAGAAGGCGAAAUCAAGAAAAUUAGAAUGGAUAGAAUUAUGAGACUGAUGGCUGUGGCAGCUAAUAUAGCUGACCUUAUAAUUGCUUUGGCUGAAAUUGAACCAAAUCCAUUAUGCAACCAUACUGUUACUUUAGGCAUUAGUGGCUUAGUUUCUGCAUGGGCUGGUUGGUAUAGAAACUGGCCCUCCUGAACAUACAUAAGUUAUCAGAUUGAUGGCGAAUUUCAAAGCAUAUGAAUGUAACAAACUUCAGUUAUAUAUGAUCAGCGGGAGCUUAAACGUUCUGAUUUACUACUAUACAUGUAAGAGUUGAGGCUUUUCUUUU
Messenger RNA from Nicotiana tabacum (common tobacco), 906 nucleotides. Its product is annotated as peroxisomal membrane protein 11-4. Gene Ontology annotation, cellular component: peroxisomal membrane. The record is from RefSeq and is a predicted model, not a curated record. Lineage: Eukaryota; Viridiplantae; Streptophyta; Magnoliopsida; Solanales; Solanaceae. Gene Ontology annotation, biological process: peroxisome fission.